This is a messenger RNA of Rhopilema esculentum, 6606 nucleotides long. The record is from RefSeq and is a predicted model, not a curated record. NCBI's taxonomy places the organism in Eukaryota, Metazoa, Cnidaria, Scyphozoa, Rhizostomeae, Rhizostomatidae.
ACAAUUGUUGGAGGUGCCAGACCAAAUGCAAGAGCAGCAAAUCAAAACAAUCCAGGGUAUACAAUAAAAAGGAUUGACAAUAUAGACAACUUUCACGAUGUUACGAGAAACAUUAUAGACAAUGUUAUAGAAGCAUUCCAAAAUUACAAUCAAGGAGUGAAAUACUAUGUAUUCUUAGAUGUCGAAUUCAAAAAGAUUUUAGAAGAUACAAUCACAGAUCCGCCAAACACAUUUAGAACAGAAAUGUACAGACUCCUUAGACGUGUACCAAAUGACAUUAACGAUCAAGCAACUCAAAUCAGAGAAACUUUGAACAAUAGCAUUGACACGUUUAUUCAAAAUGGAAGUGGUUGGGUCUUAAACAAAUUGGGAAGGAUGCAAGUGAAAAUGUUUGAUUAUAGACCAAUAGCUGGUGGUGGUGGUAUCUCAGCGGGGUUUUUUCAAGCACCUGAAUGGAUUGUUGCUAAAAAUGAAAUUGUCAACAUGCAAAACACAGAUGAAAAGUGUUUCCUAUGGUCAAUCCUAACAGCUCUACAUCCAGCAGAAAAGAACGUUGCAAGAGUUAAUAAAUACAAACCAUACGAACACGAGUUGGACACAAGCUGCCUAAAAUUCCCUGUAAACCCAGGAAACGAGACGAUGCUGGUAAAGUUUGAAAUAAGCAACAACAUAUCCUUGAAUAACAUCGACAGUAAGAAGAAGAAUAAAAAGUAUAAGAAAUCACCAAUCAUACCGUUUAGAAUAACCAAGGAGAAGAAAACCAAACACGUGAACUUGCUGUUGCUAGAGAAUGAGAAUGGGGAUGUUCACUACACGUGGAUUAAAAACAUGAGUAGGUUACUUUAUGGGCAAAAGGGACAUAAACAUCGUAACAAGCGAUUGUACUGUGACAUUUGCAUGAACACGUUUAUUAAAGAAGAAACGUUGAAGAAACACAGUGAAUUUUGCACACCCAACGAAUAUAUCCAGGCAGUAAAAUACCCAGAGGACAAUGAACUAAAAUUCUAAAACUUUAAGAACAAAAUGAUUUUACCAUUUAUCAUUUAUGCCGAUUUCGAAUGCAUAUUGAAAGACAUCCCAAAUGGUUCGACAAUAUACCAAGAACACGUGCCGAUUAGCUAUGCAUUCCACAUUGAAUCCAUUGACACUAAAUGGUCUCACACUGUAGAGAUUUACACAGGGGAAGAUUGCAUAGAGCAAUUUCUUUUACAAAUGGAUUAUUACAAUUGGAAAAUAAGGGAAAUAUUCAAGAAAACAAUACCAAUGGUUGCUCUUACUGAGGAACAGUUAAAGAACUACAACGAAGCAACCAAUUGUUACUGCUGCACCACAUCCUUUAACAUGAAUGAUGCAAAUUUGUGCAAGGUGAAGGAUCACUGCCACAUCACAGGACAGUAUAGAGGUGCCGCAUGCAGCCACUGCAAUCGAAACAACUUAAACAUAAUCGCCAAAACCCACACGAUUCCAAUAGUUUUCCACAACCUCAAAGGCUAUGACAUGCAUCACAUUCUAUGGAAUCUGGAUAAUCGAUACACCCACAUAAUUGCAACAAGUUCUGAAAAGAUCAUCUCGGCAAAAAUUGAAGGACUUAAGUACAUUGACUCACUUAGCUUCCUUAGCUCUAGCCUAGCAACACUUGCAGGAAAUCUUCCAAAGGACGAAUUUAAAUCUGUGAGGGAAUAUCUGCAACAAAGACUUAGUAAUUCCCAACAACCUCAGAGCGACAUAGAAAUUCGACAUGUAGAGGAAGCGUUUGACAUGAUCACAAGAAAGGGUGUGUACCCAUAUGAUUGGAUGAAUGAUGCAUUUAAACUACAAAACACUUCAUUACCAACCAAAGACUGCUUCUACAGCAAACUGAAUGAUUCCCACAUCACUGAUGAUGAAUAUGAACAUGCGAAACGAGUAUGGGAAUUCUUCAACUGUCAAACAUUUAAGGACUCUCACGAAUUGUACUUAGCAACAGAUGUCUUACUACUCACAGAUGUCUCCCAAUCAUUUAGACGCCAAAGCCUUGAAUCCUACUCUCUGGAUCCCGCAUGCAACAUAUCACUUCCAGGAUUAGCAUGGGAUGCAAUGCUCCUCAAAACAGAUGUUACUCUUGAACUAUUAUCAAAGGAGAAGAGCGACAUCUAUCUCAUGGUUGAGCAGGGGAUUAGAGGUGGGAUAUCAGUAGCAAUCAAACGACAUGCAAAGACUGAUGAAAACAGCACACUUAUGUACCUCGAUGCUAACAACUUGUAUGGAUGGGCAAUGUCACAACCGCUGCCAUAUGGAGGAUUCAAAAUGCUUGACAAUGUGCAAAAUGUAAAUGUUGCUGAAAUAUUGUCAAAUCCCAACCAAGACAUUGGAUACAUAUUCAAAGUUGACUUGCAGUAUCCAACACACCUGCUUGAUGCCCACUCGGAUCUACCUCUAGCAACUGAGAGGUUAAAAGUUGCGGAGGAAAUGCUGUCGGAAUUCCAAACUAAAAUGCAUCAAAAACUGUUCAACAAUGAGAAAUAUAAAACAACUCCAAAACCCAACUUGUAUGACAAAAAAGGUACAUCAUUCACGGCGAUGCAUUGAGACAGUGCUUGAAUCUCGGAUUGGUUGUAACAAAGGUGCAUAACAUUGUGGAGUUCAAACAAAGCACCUGGUUGAAAGAUUACAUUGAUUUCAACACACAGAAAAGAACCAACGCCAAGAAUGAUUUUGAGAAAGACUUCUUCAAGCUAAUGAAUAAUGCAGUGUUUGGGAAGACAAUGGAAAAUGUAAGAAACCACAGCACAUAUGAAAUAUGCACUGGUAAAGAACAAUUAAUAAGAUGGGUGCGAAACCCCAUUUUCUAUAGGGUUUUUGAAAUCAACGAAAACACGCUUAUUGUGAUGAAAAAGAAGAAAACCGUCACACUACGCAAGCCCAUCUACGUUGGUUUUAGCAUACUGGACAUUAGCAAGAUCUUGAUGUAUGAUUUCCAUUACAAUUUUGCAAAACCCAACCUCCCAAAUGUGCAAUUAUGCUACAUGGACACUGACAGCUUCAUUUACCACAUCCCAAUGCCUCAAUAUGCUGUAAAUAAAAUAUUGAAAGAACAUGCAGACAAGUUUGAUUUCAGUAAUUAUGACAAAGAGCAUGAAAAUUAUUCAACAGAGAAUAAAAAAGGUCAUUGGGAAAAUGAAAGAUGAACUAGGCGGGGUAGCAAUGGAAGAGUUUAUCGGCUUGAGAUCAAAGAUGUACAGCUGUAUGAUAAAGGAUGGAGUUGGAAUAAAGAAAGCAAAAGGCAUCAAGAAGAAUGUUGUUAAGCGGGAGAUAGUACAUGAAAAUUACAUUGAGAUUUUAAAGGAGGAAAGAAUAUUCAGACAUCAACAAAGGAAUAUUGAAUCGCACAGACAUGUCUUUCACAGCACUGAGAGAAUGAAAAUAUCUUCAAACCCAUUCGACGAUAAAAGAUAUAUCCUAAACGAUGGAUUUAACACACUCGCGCACGGACACCAGACAUUAAGCACAGUCAGAAUGAACAAUCAAUAAUUAGAACGCUGAUAAUUUGAACAACAACAGUAAAUCUAUAAUCCAUAACGUCUCUUAACAUGAUAAUAGACAUAUAAGUCACUCUGUAACUUCCAAUUUUUAUUAAAAUAUUUAUUUAUUAUGGAAGUUAUUGACAUGUCUCUUGAUCUGUGAAUUAAGAAUAAUAUGCAAUGCUGCCCGCACGUUGCGCUUUUAUCUCAUUGAAUUUGAAUCUUGUUAUAAUUGAGGUUGAAUGGUUUAAUGAAAUCUUUCAACUCUUUAAUUUUAGGUUUUUCACCAAAAGAAUCAUAAAAAUCCAAUGUAUUAUCCUCGUCGAUGUAAACAGCAACCCAAUGAGUUCCUCGACCAGCGAAAUCAUCCUCAUUGAAAAUGAAUGAGCAUGGUAGGGUGUGAAUCUUGAUAUUUUUUAUCUCAUCUUUCCCAAACACACCAUGGAAAUUAGAAAGUUUUUCACGUCCCUUAAGUAAUUAGUUUAUAGAAACAUCAUCCAUUUUUACCAAUCACGAAUUACGUUCUUGUGUGCAUCAAUUUGAAUUACCCUGUCAAACUCUCCUAAUAUAACAAUAUUUAACAAUGUUGUUGGUGCGAUUCCAAAAUUUAUGUUGAUACGCAGAUUACCCUCCCUCUUCAUUAAAUAUUGCUCAUCAUCACAAUUUCCUUUAGGGGUUAAAUCAAAGCCAUAUAUGGUUAAUCCUUGAUCAAAUGAAUUGUAUCCAAUUAGACUUGGAUAGUUACCAAGUGUUGAUGUUAGGCGAUUGUAUGCAUCAAGGUAGUCUUGUGUAGCAUACCCCAACCUUAGAGGUGGUGACAUUUCCUGAUUAUCAACUGUUACUUGAACAUUGUUAAGCCUAUGAUGUCCAAAAUUGAAUGGGUUUUUUGCAAGAGCGCCGUUAUAUGCACUAUUCUCAACAAGUCCAAAAAGUAAUCUAUUUGGAAUUUUUCCAUUGAAGAUAUUAUCUUGAAUCCAGCAUCAAAUGGUUUGGAUCUAGCAUUCAACCCAGAAUUUUUCUGCGCAUCAAUAUUAGUUGGAUGUUAUUUAUCCUCCCUACCCGGCUCAUCAGCAACAAAGUUUGUUAACAUCAAGUAAUUCUUAGCUCUAGUUUCAUCAUAUGUUAAAACUGUUUCCAUAAAUGAUUGAUAUGCAUACAUUGCAUUUGAUUCUGUUACAGGGGUGUCAUUUCAAACCAGUUCUAUUUGUUUCCAUAAAGAUUGUCUAAUGUUAUUAAUAACACCAAUAUUCUCAGUUUCAGUCUUUCCAAUGUUUGCACCGUCAGAUUUUUUCAAUGACAGGCUUGUAAAAAAAUAAGAAUGAUUCAAAUCAAUCAUGUGAUCGUUUUGUGCUGCAAUGUCAAAAAGAACUGUCUGUUUUGAUGCAUUGAGUGAUGCUGUUUGUGGGGAAUAUCCAACUUCUUUAAAGUAUAACACUUCACUUUGAACUGAUGGUUUAGAAAAUAGAUCAAGACUCUCAUUUGGGCAGUCCAUGUAACUUACUGUAAGACUCAUUUUAUCAUCAACUUCUUCUUCAAUAAUUUCUUCAACAAAGAUUUUCGCAAUUGACGGCUCGUUGUUUGCGCUCUUCGAACUCGCUUACGAUUUCCACUACCACCAUCUCCUUUUAUAGUUUUAUCUAGUCUACCAUGUCUACGAGUAUAUACCUUAGAGGUUAUUACCCGCCGCCUACUUCUCUUACCACUCUUCUUAACAGCAACACUUGCGUUGAUCACACCACCAUCAGCAUCAAUUGCUUUCUUAACAACCGGGUUUACAAUAACCUUUUUAAUGGUGGGGUUUGCAAUAACCUUUUUAGCAACAUCACUUGCAACCGCAUCAACACCAGUUUCUAUCUCCUUUGCAACAUUCUUUUCAAUUCUAUCAAUUGAACUUUGUGCUGCUUUUGUAACAGCAUCUUUAACAUUUUCCCCUGCAAUUAUUUUAUUGAUGGCCUUUUUACCCUGCCUUUUUAAUACGGGAGCUAUUUUCCUCUUUACUACUUUUCUCAACUUGGGAGAUGCCUUCUUAAUAACUUUUUGAAGUUUAGGUUUGGUUUUUUGAAUCAACUUUCUUACAAAUGGAUUUACCUUUUUAAGCAUAGAACCAACACCUCUACCUUGUUGUUGUUUGUGAAUUGAAUAUACAAUUGAUUUUUUUGGUUGUUGCAUGUUCCCCAAUUUGUAUAUUGGAAAAUUAUAUGUUUUCCUCAAUGAUCCUCUUCCAUAUUUUUUAUCAUAGAUAUAUAGAGGAAAAGAUUUGUAAUUCUGUGAUGAUUUGUAAAUUGGAUAAUUAUACAUCUCUUCGACUAAAAUGUAACAAGAAUGUUGGUCUUGUGUUAUAAAACCUUAUCUCUUGCCCCAACGCAUUCAAAACUUUUGUACGAAACUCGUUAAUGUCGUUAUACAACAAUGGAUAGUAGAAUAAGUUCUCAAAGUCUAUCGAAUCAAUCGUAUGCUUGUCAAUCUUGAGAGGCGUAAAUCGUAGUAGUGGUGUCGUAAUUGAUCCAACUAUUCUGUAGUCAAGUAGUGUGCAAUAUAUAAACAUAUUUUUCCCAGCUGAAUUAACUUGAAAGUCUUCAUCACUAACAACAUAUGAAAGAGGUUCAAGCCCAUUAAACCGAUAUUCAUGGAGCAGGCGUUCCUGAUACUUCCCAAUGAAAGGACAAAAUAUUGGAACAGCUUUUCGCUUACACAAAAUGUUAUAGUUGGUAUUAAAUUCUUCGAGGAUGUUAAUGAAUCAAGUAGCUUACAAAGAUUUUUGCCAAUACCAAUCAUCUUUAUAUACUUGGGGAAUUCAAUCUUUAUUUUCCUAUUAUUAAACACUAAUAACUUUGGAACACCUUCUCAAUGGAGUCCAAGUUCCUCAACCCUUGUUUUCAUACUUUCCUCAUGAUCUUUGAUGUCUUCAUUUAACAUUGAUACUAUUUCACCCAUUGUAAAUUCAUGUGCUGUACCUGAUGCUGGUUUAUUUCUAAGAGCUCCUGCUAGUUUUCUUAAAACAGUAUAAUGCUCUCUUUUAUCAGCGGCUUUGUUCCACAUUUUAGUGUAUUCAUCGGAAAUUGCAAUUCUCACAUUCACAUCAUCAUAACCAGCUUUUACAGUACCA